Molecule: messenger RNA, 867 nt
Organism: Hyaloperonospora brassicae
Lineage: Eukaryota; Oomycota; Peronosporomycetes; Peronosporales; Peronosporaceae
Source: the annotation of a GenBank genome assembly
AUGUCUGCCCUUCCUGCACUCCGUUUGCCGCAUCCGUCGACUUGCACGUGGUUUCAACCAGAGCCUCAGCAAUACCAAUGUCGAGGCUUUGGAGGUAUGCCGCAGGCGGCGACCUCCUCGACGCUGGUCAAGAGUCCGGCACAUGAGCGCAUGGCGCUGCCUUCGCUGAAAGCUUUGCCUGCGCGGGCGUUCAUGACCCCGCGGAACGUGCUGCCGAUGGCUUCGCCCGCUGCGACGUUCCACCAGCCGCCUGCUCAGUCCCCACUGACGAAGCGCGUGCGCGCACUGUCGAACGCGUCCAAGUCCAUUACGCUGGACAUGUUGUGUCCGUACUUUGAAAAGCCGCUGGCCGAAGUGGCCAACAUCUUUGGCAUUUGCAUGACACUCAUGAAGAAAAUCUGCCGAAAAAACGGCGUGCCGCGGUGGCCGCACCGACAGAUUCGUGGUCUCCACAAGAGCAUCUGGUCGAUUGAAAAGGCGUUGCGGUGCUGCGAGUCGGAGGCGCAGCGUCGGUCGUACGCCGGCCACCUCCAGAAGCAGCGAAUGAAGCUGGCGACGAUUCUCAAAGGACCGGCGAGUCCAAGCAGCAAAGCUGCAUUUGAGCUCAUGCUCUCUGAGCCGUGCUCCCCACUGAGCAAUCUGUUGACCCCCACGUCGGUCCACCAGCCUGGUGCGAGUCCGACUCGGUUAAGAGACAGCUACCGUCCCGUGUUUCGAUUGCCAACUCCAGUGCACCUGCGAACGCCAAGUAGCGCGUACCAAGCGCAACGGCCUCGACCGAGCCAUGGCUCGCCUACGCUGCCAUCCAUUGCGUCGCUUUUGAAGAAGAACGGCGAGCAUUGCGUGAACAACAGCUCUUAUGCCUGA